Adineta steineri is the source of this 225-nucleotide messenger RNA. Lineage: Eukaryota; Metazoa; Rotifera; Eurotatoria; Adinetida; Adinetidae. The record is from the annotation of a GenBank genome assembly.
AUGCUUCGAAAUAAUGAAGACGAAGAUGAUGAUCUUAUGAACAUCUCUAAUUCACUGAAUCCAGUAGCUGGCGAUAUUUUAGAUAACGAUGCCGUUGUUACUAUUGAUCAAGCCAUUUCAUUGUCAUCAUCAUCGUUGACAUCAUCGUCUGAUGCUGAAUUAUAUGAUGAAGCUGGUUCAAAUUUAUUUUUAUUAUUUUUUAUCUUGUAUUUCGUGUACUUCUGA